ACUGCGGGCAUGAAGUACACCAAGUUCACGCACGAGAUGGACGUCUUCCUCCUCGAGAGCCUCCAGGUGAGCAACCCGAUGCUGGCGCCGCACGGAUCGCGCCUCGCGGCCUGGAAGGAGCUCGCGGAGACGCUUGGCACACGCGUCUGCAACAACCCAACCGCGUGCACGUGGCAGAUCUGCCGGGACCGCGCCAAGGCCCUUCUCCACAUGCACGAGCACGGACAGGAGAAGAAGCUCUUUAAGAACAGCGCGUCGCACCACGACCUGAAGCGCAAGGAAGCGCUCAUCGUGGCGCUGCGCCAGACGCUGCCCGAGAAGCGGGCGGGGGCGAAUCUCAAGAAGGAAAAGCCCGCGGGGGUCAAGAAGAAGGUGACGCCGCUGCCGGCGCCCGCACCAGCGCUGCAGCCGCUGCGACCGCUGCCCAAGCAAGAGAACUCGUCGCCGAACCCAGCGCCGAUGCUGGUACCGACGGCGCUCAAGGCGCCAGUAGGUCGCAAGCGUAAGGAGAUGCACGUGGAGCCCGACGUCGACGCCCGCCUGCGCGUUCUCACGACCGCAGUGGAGUCCAAGAUCCGGGACGACAUGGAGACGCGGGCCACGGACCUUCGCCUGCGGCAGCAGGAGCUCGAGAUGCACCAGCAGAUCCUGCGGUUCCUCGAGACCAACAUGCCCGCCGGUGCGAUGCCGGAGAAGCUUGUCGAGCUCAUCGAGCGCAAGAUGAGCUUUGACAUGGAGCACCGGAAGCGCGAUCUCGAGCUGCGCCAAGCCGAGAUCAUCUUCCAGAACCAGCUUUUGCGCUUCCUCACGCACGGCGAGUAGCAUCCUUUUUCUCGUUGUUUCAUGCCUCCUCUAUCUAUCUAUGCCAUGUCCUCAGUCUCC
Messenger RNA from Saprolegnia parasitica CBS 223.65, 882 nucleotides. RefSeq lists its product as hypothetical. NCBI's taxonomy places the organism in Eukaryota, Oomycota, Saprolegniomycetes, Saprolegniales, Saprolegniaceae. The coding region runs from base 10 to 822 and encodes 270 amino acids. The transcript has 3 exons. The record is from RefSeq and is a predicted model, not a curated record.